GGGCCGCGGCUGCGAUCCGGGCCUCCCGGACUUUCGCUGCCAGCGCACCGUUCGGUGGCCUGGGUCACUCCCCUCCGUCGGUGCCCAGCGCUGGCCGGACUGACAGCUCGCGUCUCAGGCGCCGAGGGGCCAGCGCGGCUUCUGAAGUUGGGCUUGCUGCGCGCGCGCGGGGCGCGAUGCUGGGGUCUGCGUGUGCGGUGUGAGGCGGCGGAGCUGGGCGGCGGGCCUGGCCGGGGCCGCUCAUGGUGCCGCCACGACUCCAUCGAGGGGCAGGAAGGCCAGGUGGACUGAGCUCUUCGCCACCAUUUAGGCUGAGGUCUGCCAGGUUUGCAGGCAUUGCAUUGGAGGAUCUCAGAGUAGCCCUGGCAGCGAGACUGCAAAUGGUUUGUGUGUUUAUCAUGAACCGUGUGAAUUCCCAGAGCAGCGGCUUCAGUCAGCGCAGGCGAAUGGCCCUGGGGAUAGUAAUUCUCCUGCUGGUUGAUGUGAUCUGGGUGGCGUCCUCAGAACUCACCUCGUACGUCUUCACGCAGUACAACAAGCCAUUCUUCAGCACCUUCGCGAAAACCUCCCUGUUUGUCCUGUACCUUUUGGGCUUCAUUGUUUGGAAGCCGUGGAGGCAACAAUGUACCAGAGGAUUUCGAGGAAAGCCUGCUGCUUUUUUUACAGAUGCUGAAGGUUACUUUGCUGCUUGCACAACAGAUACAAGUGUGAGUAGUUCUUUGAGUGAACCUCUGUAUGUUCCUGUGAAGUUUCAUGAUCUUCCAAGUGAGAAGCUCGAGAGCACAAAUAGCGGGACCAAAAAAACUCCCAAGAAGUCCCGUGUCAGAUUCAGCAAUAUCAUGGAGAUUCGACAGCUUCCAUCAAGCCAUGCAUUAGAGGCCAAGUUGUCUCGAAUGUCUUAUCCUGCUGUGAAAGAUCAAGAGUCCAUACUGAGGACUGUAGGGAAACUGACUGCAACCCAAGUAGCAAAGAUUAGCUUUUUCUUUUGCUUUGUGUGGUUUUUGGCAAACUUGUCAUAUCAAGAAGCACUUUCAGACACACAGGUUGCCAUAGUGAACAUUUUGUCUUCAACUUCUGGACUUUUUACUUUAAUUCUUGCAGCUGUAUUUCCGAGUAACAGUGGAGACAGGUUUACCCUCUCUAAACUAUUAGCUGUAAUUUUAAGCAUUGGAGGUGUGGUGCUGGUGAACCUGUCUGGGUCUGAAAAGUCUGCUGGAAGAGACACAAUAGGCUCCAUUUGGUCCCUUGCUGGAGCUGUGCUCUAUGCUGUCUACAUUGUGAUGAUCAAGAGGAAGGUGGACAGAGAGGACAGACUGGACAUCCCCAUGUUCUUCGGUUUUGUAGGUCUCUUUAAUCUGCUGCUCUUAUGGCCGGGGUUCUUUUUACUUCAUUAUACUGGCUUUGAAGACUUCGAGUUUCCCAAUAAAGUGGUACUAUUGUGUAUCGUUAUCAAUGGCCUCAUCGGAACAGUUCUUUCCGAGUUUCUGUGGCUGUGGGGAUGCUUUCUUACCUCAUCUUUGAUAGGCACACUUGCACUAAGCCUUACGAUACCUCUCUCCAUCAUAGCCGACAUGUGCAUGCAGAAGGUGCAGUUUUCUUGGUUAUUUUUUGCAGGCGCUAUCCCUGUAUUUGUUUCAUUUUUUAUUGUUACUCUCCUGUGCCAUUAUAAUAAUUGGGAUCCUGUGAUGGUAGGAGUCAGAAGAAUUUUUGCCUUUAUAUGCAGAAAACAUCGAAUUCAGAGAGUCCCUGAAGACAGUGAACAGUGCGAGAGUCUCAUUUCUAUGCACAGCGUUUCUCAGGAGGAUGGAGCUACUUAGCUGCUGUCCUCUGUAGUUCAGCUUAAUGGAACAUUCUACAGUGAAGAGACAAUCUGGCAAGUUCUUUGUAGAAGUGUUUCAGUGCCUAGUCUGAACAAUAGCAGUUUCAGUUCUUUGAAACUCUAAACACAUUUUCCACAUGUCUGCUUUCUUCGUUUUUAAAAUGAAGGACGUUCCAAGUAGGCUGUGUGCAGUCCAGUUGCUCCAAAGGACCAACCUGCCUUACCUAUCAGUUCAGUUCAUGAAAUCACUGGAACUAAUGAAGGAACAAAAUUCUUCUGGGCACUGUGUUUAAACAUCUUGGUCAGCUGGAGUAAUGCUGUUUCCGAGGAAUCACCCAAGUGUGCAGAUGAGCAUUUCUGAGACCUGGA
This is a messenger RNA of Acomys russatus (golden spiny mouse), 2188 nucleotides long. RefSeq names its product solute carrier family 35 member F5 (gene Slc35f5). The coding region runs from base 243 to 1817 and encodes 524 amino acids. The record is from RefSeq and is a predicted model, not a curated record. The transcript has 16 exons. Gene Ontology annotation, cellular component: membrane. Lineage: Eukaryota; Metazoa; Chordata; Mammalia; Rodentia; Muridae. Gene Ontology annotation, biological process: regulation of peptide transport.